Molecule: messenger RNA, 1121 nt
Organism: Chaetura pelagica (chimney swift)
Lineage: Eukaryota; Metazoa; Chordata; Aves; Apodiformes; Apodidae
Gene: SLC25A43
Product: solute carrier family 25, member 43
Exons: 5
Coding region: 1-951 (316 amino acids)
Biological process (GO): transmembrane transport
Source: RefSeq, a predicted model, not a curated record
AUGACGGUGUUCUGGCUGGGCACUGAUCUUUUUGAAGCACGGCAAGGACACAGUUUUGCAGAGACAACCACUCAGGCCCAAGACAUCCCCUCUCGGGCACACCUGACAGCAAGGAGCAGGCACCAGCGGCACCAGCAGCACCAGCGGCACCAGCGGCACCAGCAGCACCAGCAGCACGCAGGGCCCAGCUGCUCCGUACUUGUUAUACUUUUCACGGAUGAGUUGGGUCAUAUUUCCCACUGGAGAGCCAUCAUGGCAGGAAGUCUGGCUGGCAUGGUUGCAACUGUUGUGACUUACCCCACGGAUGUAAUUAAAACACGGCUCAUUGUGCAGAACCGACUGGAACCAUCUUACAAAGGAAUUCUUCAUGCUUUUUACAAAAUUUAUCAUCAAGAAGGACUCCUUGCACUCUAUCGUGGCGUUUCACCAGCCAUAUUAGGUGCUGUCCCAUUUUCUGCAGGGUCAUUCUUUGUUUACAUCAAUCUGGACAAAAUCUGGCAAAAACCCAUAGUUCAUUUUACUCCUCUUCAGAACUUCAUAAAUGGCUGUGUGGCUGCUGCUGUGGCACAGACACUUUCUUUCCCCUUUGAGACUGUCAAGAGGAAGAUGCAGGCCCAGAGUCCUUGGCUUCCCCACUAUGGAGCAGUUGAUGUCCAUUUCACUGGCAUGGUUGACUGUUUCCGGCAAACUGUGAAGAACAAGGGUGUGCUUGGACUUUGGAGUGGGCUCACACCCAGUCUGCUCAAGAUUGUCCCAUACUUUGGUGUGAUGUUUAGCACCUUUGAAUUCUGCAAGCGGGUCUGUCUGUACAGAAAUGGUUAUAUUGAAUCUCCUUUAAAUUACAAGCUAACUCCUGGUGUGGACCAGAGUUUACAGCCACAAGAACUCAGAGAAUUAAAGCUUCUCCCAAGGGCAAAUUUUGAGCCAAGGAAAUCAGCUCUUGAAAACUGACAUUGGACUGUCUGCUGCAGAUACACACACUGCCUUUCUUUAGGAGCUUCAUAAGAAGGACAUGCUGAGCUACAGGUACCAUCAUCUCAGCAGAUUGUGUGGUUGUGGUACUGAAACACCAGUGCCAGGAAUGAGUAAGUCUUGUAUCUCAUUUACUGAAUGGAUAUAAA